Molecule: messenger RNA, 897 nt
Organism: Prorocentrum cordatum
Lineage: Eukaryota; Dinophyceae; Prorocentrales; Prorocentraceae
Source: the annotation of a GenBank genome assembly
AUGCUGGGCGCCCGCGGGGACGCCGAGGCCGCCGAGGGCGCCGAGGGUGCCGAGCCGGAGGACAACGACCCGUACUUGUUGGCCGACGCCGCGUACAUCCAGAAGGACACGCGGUGGCGGAACAAGCAGCGGACCCUCGUGUUCAGCAGCCGCGGCGUGACUUCCAGGUUUCGACAUUUGUGCGAGGAUGUGCGGAAGAUGUUGCCGCACCACAAGACGGAGCCAAAGUUCGAGAAGAGCUCGAAGCUGCACGAGAUUAACGAGGUCUGCGAGCUGAAGAGCUGCAACAACGUGAUCUUCUUCGAGUCCAGAAAGCAGGAGGACCUGUACAUGUGGCUGGGAAGGGUGCCGUCCGGCCCCACCAUGAAGUUCCAGGUGCUCAACAUACACACCACAUCGGAGGUGCGCUUGGCAGGCAACUGCCUGCUAGGGUCGCGGCCGCUCUUGUAUUUCGAUAAGCACUUCAGCGACAUCUCUUUUUUGAAGCUCAUGAAGGGUCUGAUAACGCAGGCUUUUGGGACGCCGCGCAACCACCCCAAGAGCAAGCCGUUUCACGACCACAUCAUGUGUUUCUAUUGGUUGGACCGGAAGAUUUGGUUCCGCCACUACCAGAUCUCCCCGGACACCGUGGGCGACGAGGACAACCCCGAGAAGCAGAGCCUGACGGAGAUCGGGCCGCGCUUCGUGCUGGACCCCAUCCGCGUGCUGGGGGGCAGCUUCAGCGGGCAGACGCUGUACGCGAACGCGCACUACAUGUCCCCCACGGCUCUGCGGGUCCAGGCCAAGAAGUUGUUGAAGAGCCCGUACGUCAAGAGGUUAACGGACAAGAAGGAGAGGAAGCAGCGCAUCGAGGACAACGAGCUCUCCGACGACCCGCUGGACGAGGUCUUCACGUGA